Molecule: messenger RNA, 2478 nt
Organism: Synchytrium microbalum
Lineage: Eukaryota; Fungi; Chytridiomycota; Chytridiomycetes; Synchytriales; Synchytriaceae
Exons: 10
Coding region: 1-2478 (825 amino acids)
Biological process (GO): protein deubiquitination
Cellular component (GO): cytosol; nucleus
Molecular function (GO): cysteine-type deubiquitinase activity; cysteine-type endopeptidase activity
Source: RefSeq, a predicted model, not a curated record
AUGAAUAAAAAGGCACUCGUUUUCGGGGAUUUGACCCAAGAUGAGGUCGACGCUGUUCUGCAAAGUGACAAGCUAUUGGAACAAUUCAUCACGGGUUGGUCAUCAGACGAGCUUCAUCAACUGCCAAAAUCGACGAGGAAGAGCAAACAUAAAUCUACUACAGAAAACGCCCAUGGAUCAUCAAGGAUUUCAAAGGAUGCAGCUUCCAGUCCCUUCUCUCCAGGUCAUACUGCUUUCGGCUCGCCAGUCCUGCCUAGAUCCUCUGCAUCCACGACAACACGUUCAACCCCAACAACAACACGUUCAACCCCAAUAAGGCAUCCUCAAUCCUUGCCUGAUCAUCAGCCUGUACUCGAUCUAGUUACCGUGUCUCAGACAGCUCCCUCAGCGGCAAAGACAAAACCUCCUCUCGCUGCAGACACCAACUCUAUACCAAGAACGACGACACUUCAGCCGAAACCUACAGUCGAUGUCCCAUCAUCAGCGCCAACACCGCCAGCAUCUAGUCUUGCCAUACCGAAUAAUAUUGCUCCUGCUACUAUAACACCACAGCCAAGCAGUAAGCCUGCAUGGUCCAGCAUAGCAUCCAGCAGACCCCAACAACCUAGUAUAUCAAAACCACCAGUUAUUAAUAAUGUGUCAGCAUCAUCACCUGCGUCUUCAUCUGCACUGUCGUCGCCUGUAUUAUCGCAUACAAUUGCAACUCCAGUAUCUCCUACACUCUCAACAACCUCAUCGUCAUCUUUGCAUCCUACCACUACUGUAGAACAAGUACAAAGUAAAACAGAUACUAGUAGCUCGAUAAUUUCAUAUUCAUCGAUUGCAUCCACUGCGUCAAGUGCAGCCAACCGUCAACAUCUUGCUAAUGGUAGAAUACCCAAUGGUGUCUUGACACCUCACCAACUGCAGCAGCGGCAACUGAAUAGUAAUGCUUUAAAACCGCCAUUACCAUCUACACCACUGCCGAAUGUCGUCACCACUUCUAUGAUGACUCCACCACCUAGUAGCAGUCCUCAACAAAACCCGCAAAAUUCAUCUGUAUCUAGUACAUCAUCGUCCCCAACUCCAGCUCCAGAAUCAAUAACAUCACCUGCCGCCACUCCUGCUACCACAGAAAAUGGAAAUGGGAGUUUACUGUCAUCAACAACGACUACACCAUCACAGAAAUCAACUAGUCCUGUAGUCCUGUCACCAAAGACAAGUCCGAUAUCAUGGGCUGGUGUCGCUAAAAUUGGUGUUGGACCAGGCACUGAAAAAGGCGUCGGUGCUGUUGGUCAUGUUUCUAAACCUGGUGCUAGAAAGCAAUCGUUUUAUGAAAAACCUAGUGACCUGCUGAAACACUUUGAGCCUUCUCUUGACUGUCCGUUGAUAAUACCUAGAGGACUAGUCAAUAAUGGAAAUAUGUGCUUCAUGAACGCUAUUCUGCAGCCCUUAGUCUACUGUCCGCCCUUCUACAAUCUAAUGAAGAUGGUUGGCAAAAGAGUCAGCCACUCAUUCAGUAGACGGACACCACUAACAGAAGCAGUGAUUAUGUUUCUAAACGAGUUCGACAUUGAAGAUGAAACUCAACGUAUACCACCCGAAGCAGAUCCCUCCACACCAUUCGCUCCCGAAUAUGUAUAUGAUGCUCUAAAGUCACUGAAGAAGAUCAAUUCGACUAAAGGAAGACAAGAAGAUGCUGAAGAGUUCUUGGGAUUUAUACUUGAUGGCGUACAUGAAGAACUCUUGGAGGUUAUGCACGAAGGAGAUCCUUCUGCUUUAGCAGCCAGGAAUAGUACGAAUAGUAAUGGCAGUCAGAUGGCUGGGAAGGAAGCGAUGCCGGAGAGUAACGAUUGGACUGAAGUUGGGAAGGGGAACAAGACUCUUGUUACGAGAAGAACUGAAAUAUCAACAUCCCCCAUAACGAAAAUAUUCGUCGGACGGAUGAGAUCGACUAUUAGGCAUCCAGGUAGCAGAGAUUCUGUAACUGAUGAACCUUUCAUGUUCCUCCAUUUAGAUAUAAAUCCCGAUUCUGUGAGCACCAUUGAUGAUGCAUUACGGAAUGUCGCUGUUCCUGAAGUGUUGGAUGAAUUCACUUCACCUACUAAAGGCACCAAGGUCGAAGCCACAAAACAGAAUCUACUGGAUACCUUCCCUCCCAUUCUCUUGCUGCAUUUGAAACGAUUCGUGUAUACUCACACUGGAGGAACACAAAAGAUACAUAAGCAUGUUGCUUAUUCGACAGAAUUGGAUGUCCUGGCUGAUAUAAUAUCACCCACCACUCGUGCGACGAUAUCGGCAGUCAAGUACCAGCUAUUUGCAGUUGUAUAUCACCAUGGCAAGCUAGCAGCAGGAGGACAUUAUACCUGUGAUGUAUUACGAGCACCAAAUCAAUGGCUAAAUAUUGAUGAUGCUCUUGUUCAAAAAGUUCACGUUAGUGAGGUGCUGAGGGAGAAGCGUGAUCGGGAUGUCUAUAUGCUCAUGUUCCGUAAAAUAUAA